This is a messenger RNA of Triticum aestivum (bread wheat), 3904 nucleotides long. Its product is annotated as receptor-like protein EIX2. Gene Ontology annotation, molecular function: protein binding. Lineage: Eukaryota; Viridiplantae; Streptophyta; Magnoliopsida; Poales; Poaceae. The transcript has a single exon. The record is from RefSeq and is a predicted model, not a curated record. Bases 7 to 3762 code for a protein of 1251 amino acids.
AUCAAUAUGACCAAUAUGGCUAAGCUUGUACUACUCAUCCCAGGAACUACACUACUGCUUUGUCUAUUGAUCUUCCAAGUAGCAUCCACUUCCCAUUGCCAAGCGAGUGUAUCAGGCGCCUGCAUCAGCAGCGAGCGAGAUGCGCUUCUGUCCUUCAAGGCAAGCCUCCUCGACCCUGCUGGCCAUCUCUCGUCAUGGCAGGGUGAGGAUUGUUGCCAAUGGAAGGGAGUCCGGUGCAGCAACAGAACAGGCCAUCUCAUCAAGCUCAACCUCUGCAACAUCGACAUGGACAGCUACGAGUACCGAAACAGGAUCAGAUCAUUGAGCUUGUCGGCAGGGGAGAUGAGCUCUUCUUUGGCUACUUUACAACACCUGAGGUAUGUUGAUCUGAGCGGGAAUGACUUCAAAGGCACAAGCAUCCCUGUGUUCUUAGCUUCUCUCAAGAAUCUAAGGUAUCUCAACCUCUCGCGGGCAGGAUUCGGUGGGAGAAUACCUUCCCAACUUGGCAAUCUCUCAAAGUUGCAAUACCUUGAUCUCAGUUGGAAUUAUGAUUAUUAUGGGAAUAGGUCUUACAUAGUGGAUCUUGCAUGGUUGCCACGUCUCUCUUUGUUGAGACAUCUUGACAUGAGUUAUGUGGAUCUUGGUUCUGCGAGGGAUUGGUUUCAAAGGGUUAAUAUGCUUCCUUCCCUUAAAGUGCUUCGCUUGUCCGACUGUGGACUCAAUGGUACCGUGUCUGCUAGUAUAUCAAUUUCCAAUCACACACAUCUCGAGGUACUUGAUAUGUCCUCUAACACCUUCAGAAUACCUUCGCAAUUUGGCAAUCUCUCAAAGUUGCAAUAUCUUGAUGUGAGUUGGAAUUCUUAUCCUGAUGUGGAUCUUGCAUGGUUGCCACGUCUCUCUUUGCUGAGCCAUCUCGACAUUAGCCAUGUGGACCUUAGUUCUGCGAGGGAUUGGUUUCAGACGGUUAACAUGCUUCCUUCUCUUAAAGUGCUUCGCAUGUCCGACUGUGGACCCAAUGGUACCAUGUCUGCUCUUACAUCACUUUCCAACCUCACACAUCUCGAGAUCCUUGAUAUGUCCCAUAACACCUUCAAAAUACCUUCCCAAUUUGGCAAUCUCUCAAAGUUGCAAUAUCUUGAUGUGAGUUGGAAUUCUUAUCCUGUUGUGGAUCUUGCAUGGUUGCCACGUCUCUCUUUGUUGAGCCAUCUUGACAUGAGCAUUGUGGAUCUUAGUUCUGUGAGAUGUUUGUUUCACAUGGUUAAAAUGCUUCAUUCUCUUAAAGUUCUUUGCUUGUCUGAGUGUGAACUAAAUGGAACCAUGUUCGCUAGUAUAUCACUUUCCAACCUCACACAUCUCGAAGUCCUUGAUAUGUCUUCUAACAACUUCCAUACUUCACUCAAGCAUGCAUGGUUUUGGAAUCUCAAAAGCCUUAAGGCGCUUCAACUCUCAUGGUCAGGUUGGGUAGGGUCCAUUCCUAGUGAUUUGGCAAACAUGACGUCCCUUCAAGUCAUAGACUUAAGUUUUAAUCAACUCGUGGGUUUGAUACCAAACAAAAUAGAAUUUUUGUGCAAUUUGACAAGAAUGAGGUUCGAUGGUAACAACAUAGAUUCCAACAUAAGGGAGUUCAUGGGGCGAUUGCCAAAGUGCUCAUGGACUACACUGCAGGAAUUGUCAGUGGUGGAUGCGAAUAUGACCGGCAAUCUGCCCAUUUGGAUAGGGAACAUGACCAAUCUUAGUGUUCUUGAUGCAUCUGGAAACAUAUUAACCGGCCCUCUGCCUGUAGGAGUUGGAGCACUGGGUAAUUUGAAAAUGUUGGACCUCAGCUACAAUAAGUUCAACGGUGUGAUGUUGAAAGAACAGUUUGCAAGCUUAGGAAAAUUAGAGUUUUUGGACCUCAGCCACAAUAACUUCAGCAGUGUGCUCUUGAAAGAACAUUUUGCAAGUUUGGGCAACUUAAAGCAUUUGGAUCUCAGCUACAACAAAUUCAGUGGUGUGCUCGUCAAGGAAUAUUUUGCUAGUUUAGGUAAUUUGGAGACCUUGGACAUUAGCUAUAAUAACUUCAAUGAUUUUCUCUUGAAAGAACACUUUGCAAGUUUAGGCAAAUUAGAGACUUUGGACCUCAGCCAUAAUAAAUUCAAUGGUGUGCUCACGGAGGAGCAUUUUGCAAGCCUAUUGAAUUUAGAUUAUCUAGACUUGUCGCACAACUCUUUGAGAUUAGUUAUCAAUCAAAAAUGGGUUCCUCCAUUUAGAUUGAGUGUGGCAUGUUUUGAUUCAUGCCAAUUGGGCCCCCGUUUUCCAGAAUGGCUUAGAUGGCAAUCCGACAUUGAUAUUCUUGUUCUCACAAAUGCAAAUCUAGAUGAUGUUAUUCCUGAUUGGUUUUGGGUGACAUUUUCCCGAACUUCAUUCUUGCACGCAUCAGAAAACAAAUUGCAUGGCUCAUUACCAGAAGAUCUACAAUACAUGUCAGCUGAGCACAUACAACUCGGGUCCAAUAAGUUUAUCGGACAAGUUGCACGGUUACCUAUAAAUAUAUCAAGACUAAACCUAUCUUCAAACUCUUUCUCUGGGUCCUUGCCAUCAGAUCUGAAUGCUCCACUACUUGGAGAGUUGUUGCUUGCUAAUAAUCAAUUUACAGGCACCAUUCCGUUGUCUAUAUGCCAGUUGACUAGACUUAAUAGGUUGGACCUAUCAGGAAACAAUUUUACAGGAGAUAUUAUGCAGUGUUGGAAGAAAUCUGACGCAAACUCUACGAAUCAAUUUGGUUUUGACAUGCUAAGCUUAGCCCUGCAUAACAACAGUCUCACUGGUGAAUUCCCUAAAUUUCUUCAAAGGUCGACAAGGUUAAUGUUCCUUGAUCUUUCUUACAAUAGGUUAUUUGGAGGAUUGCCAGAAUGGUUGCCAGAAAAAAUGCCACAUCUGAAAAUAUUAAGAGCGAGAUCAAAUAUGUUCAGUGGUCAUAUUCAUAAGAGUCUCACUUCCCUUGAUAGUCUUCAUUAUUUGGACAUAGCACACAACAACAUAUCAGGAAGCAUACCAUGGACUUUGUCAAACCUGAAGGCAAUGAUGACAGUGGUGUCGCAGGACACAGAGGAUUACAUUUUUGAAGAGAGCAUCCCUGUAAACACGAAGGGCCAAAAGCGUGAAUAUACCUUUGCAAUCUACAAGCUACUAGUGAUUCUUGAUUUGUCAAGUAAUAGUUUGACAGGACAUGUUCCAGAGGAGAUAACUUUACUCAUUGGGCUUACCAAUCUGAACUUGUCAAAUAAUGAGCUCACCGGAGCAAUCCCAAACCAAAUUGGUGAUUUAAGGCAGUUGGACUCACUCGACCUAUCCUUCAAUGAGUUUUCUGGUGCAAUACCAUCAAGUUUGUCAGCUUUAACUUAUUUGAGCCACCUGAACUUGUCAUACAACAAUCUGUCCGGUCCGAUACCAUCCGGCCAACAGCUACAAGCUCUUGAUAACCAGAUGUAUAUCUACAUCGGUAACCCUGGUCUUUGUGGAGAUCCUGUUGGUAGGAACUGCUCAACACAUGACGCAGAGCAAAUUGGCCUUGAAGAUAUAGAUCAUAUGCCAUCUGUUUAUCUUGCCAUGAGCAUUGGAUUUGUGGUUGGUCUGUGGACAGUUUUCUGCACCAUGUUGAUGAAGAGAACCUGGAGGGCUGCCUUCUUCCAGUUCGUUGAUAUGAUGUACGACAUGGUUUAUGUGCAAGUGGCUGUAAGGUGGACUCACAUGAUGGAGAAAACUCAAGAUGGUGCACCAUGAAGUGCCCAACUCCCUAUUAUUAUUUGUAUCUAAUUAUUAUUUGUAUCUUCACACCAUAUCCCUAUUUUUAGCUCUAAAUGAGCCUUGGCUGGAUGUCUGUACUAUAUUUUAUUGAUAUUUGUAUGUUUGCACUUGCACCAUA